Messenger RNA from Chlamydomonas reinhardtii, 1596 nucleotides. RefSeq lists its product as uncharacterized. Gene Ontology annotation, molecular function: sterol 24-C-methyltransferase activity. The record is from RefSeq and is a predicted model, not a curated record. The coding region runs from base 166 to 1059 and encodes 297 amino acids. NCBI's taxonomy places the organism in Eukaryota, Viridiplantae, Chlorophyta, Chlorophyceae, Chlamydomonadales, Chlamydomonadaceae. Gene Ontology annotation, biological process: sterol biosynthetic process. The transcript has 7 exons. Gene Ontology annotation, cellular component: endoplasmic reticulum.
GUAGACGUGACCCUCGGAAGUGAGUUCGUUUCGGACAUUUCAGCCCCUCGCUUGCAACCACGCAACCUGCCGAGGUUAAGACAACACUGCCUAUACUUCCAGGCAACAGCACCACGCCGUCGACCCUGUAAAAGAGCUCGGAACACCGCUUGGUCACGCAUCGCCAUGUCCGAAGUAACCCCACCUGAGCCGGGCGCCAGCGAUUAUGAGAUUUACAAGGAAGGAUUUCACGAUCGUCUGUCCAGGUACUGGCCAGAGCCGCGUGAGCAGCUGCACGCGGGCGGCUGGCAGCGCACCAACCAGAUGCUCGGAGACAUCCGCCACCUCGCUGCAGUCCACGGCUGCGGCCAAAUCAAGCAGGCCCUGGACCUGUGCUGCGGUGAGGGCGCUACGGCCGUAUACGUUGCGGCCAAGGAAGGAUGGGAGGUGACAGGCGUUGAGAUCGUUCCAACAGCCACCAAGGUGGCGCGCGCGCGGGCCAGCGCGUACGGCAGCGUGGUGCGGGUACGGAUUGCGCCGCACGGUACUGACGGCGCCGUACAGCUGGGGCUGUCGUACACAGCGGUAGAGGACCUGGUGCGGUUCGCGGCGGCGUCCAUCCACUACAUGCCGCUGCCCUCCAACUCGUACGACCUAGUUUACGGACAGGAUCCAGACGGCCUGGCCAAUGAGCACCGGAUCCACGCCUUUAAGGAGGUGCUGCGCGUGCUGCGCCCCGGCGGCCUCUUCUACUUCUGGCACCACUGGAUCCCGGGCCCUGGCUGGCCUGCCGCGCUGCUGGACGAGUACGGCGCUGACCCGGUGACCGGCUCGCCGCGGCUGAGCUACGAGCAGUACGUGGAGGACCUCCAGGCGUCCGGACUGCAGCUGGUGUCCGCCACGGACUGUACGGCACUGGCCGCCCGCCACAUGGGCGCCAUGGCGGGCCGCAUGCGGGCGGAGGCGGGGCUGGGGCCGGCCGACCCACUGCCCGACAAGUGGCUGGACCGCAGCCUGCAGUUUGCUGAGCGCGGCGGCACCAUGGGCAUCGCGGCCGUUGCUAUCAAGCCCAGGCAGUAGCCAGCAGUAGCCAGCAGGGACUAGGGGGCCUGUCAGGGGGUUCAGCCGUUCACUGAGAAUAGGGUGGGGGGCGCGCGCGGUGGCCGCCCAAGCGUAGCUUUUAGGGGUGGGUGGCGGGGCCUGGGGCGGGGCUUGAGGUGGUGCGAGCUGGGACGGAAGAGGAGGUAACGGCCUAGCGCCGUGGAGGUACGUACUUUUCGCUGGGUGGCAUGGGCCCGGAGAGAUGAAUGGGCUGUGGGGACGUGGCGUUGGCGAUAGAUGUGGCAAGCGUGCCAAUCUACCCUCUGUGAAAAGAGUCAACACUGGUCACCAGCCGGCAAGUACACGGCCAUCGGGGCUUUCUCUAAAUCCGAUCUACAGUGCCCUCCACGGGUGCGACAUGCCCCCACGGUAGUAGGGCCAUCCAUGGCUCUAUCUCGCCAACGCGGCGUCCUCACACGCCGAAGCAAUGUGUUGAGUUUGCGCCUAGAACAGACGACCACUCAGGACGGUGUAUAGGGGCUCGCGCUGAGGCAGUCGGAUCAACCCAUCUAGUUC